UGUAUUUCACACCUCAAAAAUAAAUAAAUCGCUGGGAUUUAUUCAGCUCGAUCAUGGCCGAAUCCCCGGAGCGCGGCAGCAAGGAGAACGUACCCGAAGCAACCAGCAAGGAGGCAGCCGGACCCGAACAGGCGGUCAAGGAGAAACCAAAGGCCAAAGAAAAGAAACCUAAAGAUGAAGAAAAGGGCCGCCCAUCGAUGGGUGCGGCAUUAACAGCGGCAGCAAAGCCCGCCCCGCGCUAUGCGCCCACCUACCGCCUGGAGCCGAAGAAUCCCAUGAAACAGGAACGCCUCGAGAUUGUUGUUAAGUCCGAAAUGAAUAAGAACUAUGCCGAUGACUACACAUUCCAUCCCAAGUACUCUCUGCACAUGGCCGCCCAGGUCGCCGAGGACAUUAAGGCGCGCAUCAAGCUACUCAAUUUCGAUCGAUAUCGCUAUAUAGUGCUGAUCACCGUAGGCGAAUAUCUAAUGCAGGGCCUCUACUCGAUGGCCAACUUCCUCUGGGAUGCCGAAAAGGAUGGCUAUGUCAACUAUACCAUUGAAACGCCCAACUAUUUUGCUGUCUGCACUGUGUUCUACAUAUACUUUGACUAGAUGGAUUGCUGAAAUCGAA
Molecule: messenger RNA, 612 nt
Organism: Drosophila navojoa
Lineage: Eukaryota; Metazoa; Arthropoda; Insecta; Diptera; Drosophilidae
Product: dynein light chain Tctex-type protein 2B
Biological process (GO): microtubule-based movement
Cellular component (GO): cytoplasmic dynein complex; cytoplasm
Molecular function (GO): dynein intermediate chain binding
Source: RefSeq, a predicted model, not a curated record